Molecule: messenger RNA, 657 nt
Organism: Melampsora larici-populina 98AG31
Lineage: Eukaryota; Fungi; Basidiomycota; Pucciniomycetes; Pucciniales; Melampsoraceae
Exons: 5
Coding region: 1-657 (218 amino acids)
Source: RefSeq, a predicted model, not a curated record
AUGCCAAUUCGUCCUAGAUGGUGGGAAAACCCCACACCUCAAGAGCUCGCCUGGUUCAGCGGCCUAUCACCCCGCUCAAAAUCCGAAAUCUUUCCUUGGACCAUCAACGAAAGAUCCCAUCCGGGCAUCCAUGCCGGAUUGGCCCAAUGCUUUGGCUGUGGCGAGCUCGGCCACAGUCGCGUCAAUGGAUGCAUCAGUACCAAUCCCUUCCCACAUCCGCCAGCUUUCAACGAUUGGCGUCGAUCGAUCAAUGGAAAGACUUACACCGUGGAUAAGUUACGCAUGUCCGACGAAGCUCUGGCUGCUCUGGCUGCUGAAGCUUUCGAGGAAGCCAUCGAAGCCCCGAUCACGUUGUCUUCGGACGAUAUCGAGCUCCUGGACUUCAUCGAGGAGCAAGCUGCUGCCUCAAUGGCAAGUCCAGCCACCGAGGCUACUCACAACAGCCAUGAAGAUUCAACCAGUGAUGAUGAAGGCCCAAACACGACUCAAGAUUCCUUUCAUUCUGCUACUGUCGAAGGGCAGUGCCAGUCAAGAGUCAAGUCAAGAAUCAAUUAUUGCUGGGAACAUAUGGGCUCAAGCGGUGUAAUUUGUGUCUCAUCAUUACUUUUGGGUGGGCUAGGCGGAAGACGUGCGCAAACCCUAUCUCCUGGAUUGUAG